AUGAUUAGACCGACGCAGUUCCUGCUCCAAGGCUCCGGAAAGUACCGCCACGUCCGGCUCACAACCAAAGAUGUCGGCAGGGGCUUUUACAAGGGUAACCGCACCGGUUCCAUGGGCCGCCACACAAAGUACGGAACGUACCAGAUCGACUGGAACAAAGUGCGGACAUAUGUCGUGCCGGAUCUGAGCGGCUGCCAGCUCACGCCCUACGUGAGCGCGCAGAUCACAAAACCGGAAAGCUCCUACAAGGGGAUACCCAGCGGACCGCGAGACCCGUAUCUAUACAUUGAGAACUGGAAGGACAAGAACCAGGUCGAUUAA
Messenger RNA from Emericellopsis cladophorae, 321 nucleotides. RefSeq lists its product as uncharacterized. Gene Ontology annotation, molecular function: structural constituent of ribosome. The transcript has 2 exons. The record is from RefSeq and is a predicted model, not a curated record. Gene Ontology annotation, cellular component: mitochondrial large ribosomal subunit. NCBI's taxonomy places the organism in Eukaryota, Fungi, Ascomycota, Sordariomycetes, Hypocreales, Bionectriaceae. The coding region runs from base 1 to 321 and encodes 106 amino acids. Gene Ontology annotation, biological process: translation.